AUGCAACAUGGUGAACAAGAUGAAUAUAAUCAAUCAGUGAUACAAUGUUGGGUAGCACCUACACGUGCUCGUAUUGAUGAUAUUCCUACGAAUGAAAUUAUGAGUUUUGGUAUAUCUGGUGUAACUAGUUGUUUAUCAAAUGAUUACUAUUUCAAGAAUCUUAAACAUCUUAUAAUUUAUAAUCUAGAUAAAGAUCUUCUCCAAUGGUUUGUAAAAUAUGUGAAUUAUUUACAAAUUCAAUAUCUUGAUAUUUCACUACUUAGCAUUAAAUCUGAUACAAUUUCUUUACUCUUAUCAUGUAUUAGAAAUCUAACUUCACUUCGGAUUAAAUAUAGUCUUUUACUUAGUCAUCAAAACGUUUAUUUAGGAAAAGAUAAUUAUUUGAAAUAUCUUGAUAUAUCUGUUGAUGAACAUAAUUUUGAUAAAAAAGAUAUUAUUAUUAUUUCACAACUGUUUCCUUACAUAGAGCAUUUAGCAAUUAAUAUGAUAAAAUUAUCGAAUAUUCCAUUGAUAAAAACUUAUUUACCAUAUCUUCGUUGUCUUACAUUUAAAAUUAUUGAUUCUCCAUUUUCAUCUUAUAAUGAUAAUGAACAAAAAUUAUGGAAUGAUCAAUUACGGCGAAAAUUUAAAUUCUUAUUUGAACGUCAAGCAGAUUCGAUAACAAUUUGGAUUGAUCAAGAUGCAUUCGAAGAAUCUUACUGGGCACAGUUUAGUUCAAACUGGCAAAAAAACAAAUAA
Molecule: messenger RNA, 738 nt
Organism: Rotaria sp. Silwood2
Lineage: Eukaryota; Metazoa; Rotifera; Eurotatoria; Philodinida; Philodinidae
Source: the annotation of a GenBank genome assembly